AUGUUCUUUUUCUUUAUAUCGUUCCUCUCCUUCCUCCUCUUCCUCUCCAAGUCCCUCUCCCUGCAACCCCUCCCCCCAUGGGCAAGUGAGGUGAGACUGCUACCCCUGCCCGCCUGCCGGGAACUCCUCGGCUGUCUCUCCCGCUGGCUUGUGGACAGCCGCCAGGUCGCCGCGGCCGUAUUCGCUCUGCUUCCCGUGAUGACUCACAGGAAGAGAAGCUCCCACAGGGUGGAGAAUGUGGAUUCAAGGGGAGAGAUGUCGAUUCUCGACUUGCCGGAGCUGACCCUGGAGAUAAUCCUCGGCAGGCUCUCGCCAGCGGGGCUCUGCAACUUGGCCGCCGUCUGCAACUCCCUGCGGGAGAGGUGCCGGAGCGAUCAUCUAUGGCGGAGGCACAUGGAGGAGAAAUGGGGGAGCUUGAUGGGCCCUGCGGCGCAGAGGGGCUGGAAAUCUUUCGUCUCCUCUUGUGAGGACAACCUCGCCCCCGUUGGAGCCGGCUAUCGGAGGGAAUGGCUCAGAGUCCUCUCCUGCGUGUGGCCUCUCUCUUGGUUGACCUCGAAGUUCGGCGCCGCCGCCGAAACCAAACCCUGGUUGCCGGACAACUCGAUCAUGUCCUGGUAUCUGGCGAUCGAGACCGGCUUCUUCCGCUUCCCUGCCCAGGUCUUCAAUCGAGAGGUGCUCCUCUUCUCCUGGAUCAUCUCGGUUUCGAUUAUAUCACAUUUUGAGGUCUUCCCCUUUCCGGUUUCUGAUCAGAUAUCGUCAUUAAAUUACAGAACGGGCAUGUGGGGUUCAUGCUGUCCUGUUAUGACGCAGAACUCAGCUAUGAUUCCCGCACAGACACCUUCACCGCGAGGUACCCGCCGCACGGCCGACGGACGAUGGUGGUCGAGGAAGGAGUGCCAUGGGAGAGACUGAGAGCUCCGCCGGUGGAAAGCUCUGCUCACGACCUCCACGUCUCCGAUUGCCUCGCCGAUCUGCGGCCCGGGGACCAUGUUGAGAUCCAGUGGAGAAGGAACAAGGAGUUCCCUUACGGUAAAUCCUCCCUUCUUGCUGCCACCAUCAAUGAGGAUCGAAGCUAGAGAUAUCUCUACCUGAGAGAUCAAAUUUUUACCAGAGUCUUCUCCCCGUCUGUGGCAGGCUGGUGGUAUGGUGUCGUGGGUCACCUGGGUUCUUGCGGCGGGAACGAGCUCCAUUGUCGCUGUCACAGAAGUGGUGAGCUACUAGUUCUUCGAUGGGCGAAACCCAUUCAUCUCAAAUUCAAAUAGAUUGAGAAAAUAAUGGAAUCCAUUUCUUCUUCCCCUGACUCUUCUCCCCUUCCCUUUCGGCAGACGCUGUGGCGCUGGAGUUCAACCAGUACACGGAAGGCUCGCGGUGGAGAAGAGCGAUCCUUAGUCGGAAGGAUCACCGGGAAGAAGGGAACGAAGCGGAGGGCUUCUACGGCGGGGUCAGGAAGCUCCGCCGCGACGACGAGAUCGCCGCCUGGCGGCGGCUGUGGCCAACCGGCGUGUUGGACUGA
Spirodela intermedia is the source of this 1513-nucleotide messenger RNA. The record is from the annotation of a GenBank genome assembly. NCBI's taxonomy places the organism in Eukaryota, Viridiplantae, Streptophyta, Magnoliopsida, Alismatales, Araceae.